GUUUCUAUAUAUGGAGCGCAUAUCUCCAAAUACUGGCCACCACAAGAAUACUCAUUGGAUCUGAUCGAGCCAAACAUGUUUCAAUGGAGCAUGUCAAAAAUGCACAUACGAGCUGCUGGCGAAUUCCAAGCUUCACUUACAAAUCCACUAUUGCUAGCCGUACCAAUAAAUGGAUACUUCGAAGCAUUGUUGGGUCACGUUGCUUUAACGAUUUCGGUGCAACUGCAGAGUAAGUUGAAUGUUGCUUCAAAUCAAUCGAUAUGUUACCAUUACUCCCUGUUUUGCCGUUACUCGGUACUUAACAAACUGGAGGCUCUUAAUUUCGUGCAAGUUGCUAACGGACAACCUUACAAUGAAAUUCCUUAG
Molecule: messenger RNA, 366 nt
Organism: Strongylus vulgaris
Lineage: Eukaryota; Metazoa; Nematoda; Chromadorea; Rhabditida; Strongylidae
Source: the annotation of a GenBank genome assembly